Apis cerana (Asiatic honeybee) is the source of this 2337-nucleotide messenger RNA. RefSeq names its product Acyl-CoA dehydrogenase very long chain (gene Acadvl). Lineage: Eukaryota; Metazoa; Arthropoda; Insecta; Hymenoptera; Apidae. The record is from RefSeq and is a predicted model, not a curated record. Gene Ontology annotation, molecular function: fatty-acyl-CoA binding; flavin adenine dinucleotide binding; very-long-chain fatty acyl-CoA dehydrogenase activity.
UCGUAAAUAAUCAAUUAAAAUAUAAAAAUAUGAAUAUAAUUAUAAAAUAAAUGUAUAUAUAUAUUAUUAUAUAUAUAUAAAAUAAUUUAAAUUAGCUAUUAUUGUAUAGUUAGUUAUAUGCAUUUCUAUAUUAUAGUUUUAUUUUAAAAUAUACAAAUAAUAAAAUUAUUUUAUUAUAUAUAUAUAUAUUUUUAAUCAAAUUUGUAUAUUAUAAAUUCUUAAAAAUGUUACGAAUUACAAAUUAUAUUCAAUUAAAAUCGCAAAAUUUUAUCAAAAUCAUGAACAAACACAUGAAUAUAAGAUGUUUAGCUACUCAAGCUAUUGUAAAAAACAUAGCAGAAGAAAAAACAGAAAAAAAUACAGCUAUAAAAUAUCAAUCUUUUGUAAAGAAUAUUUUUAUUAGUCAAUUAGAGACCAGUCAAAUAUUUCCAUUUCCAGAAGUGUUAACUGAAGAACAAAAUGAUACAUUAAGAUUAUUAAUUGAUCCUAUGGAAAAAUUUUUUGAGAAAAUAAAUGAUCCAAUGAAAAAUGAUGAUAAUGCAUCAAUAGAUGAGAAAACUUUACAAUCGAUGUGGGAACUUGGAGUAUUUUGUCUUCAAGUUCCUCAGAAAUAUGGUGGAUUAGGAUUAAAUAAUACUCAAUACAGCAGAUGUGUUGAAAUAUGUGGAUAUAAUGAUUUAGGUAUUGGUAUCACUUUAGGUGCACAUCAAAGUAUAGGAUUCAAGGCAAUACUUUUAUAUGGUACACCAGAACAAAAAGAAAAAUAUCUUCCAAGAGUUUGCAAUGGUGAUUAUGCAGCAUUUUGUCUCACAGAACCAAGUAGUGGUUCAGAUGCUAGUUCAAUUCGUUCUCGUGCAAUAAAAUCUGCAGAUGGUUCACAUUAUAUUUUAAAUGGCAAUAAAAUUUGGAUAUCAAAUGGUGGUUUAGCAGAAAUAAUGACAGUUUUUGCUCAAGUUCCUGUACAAGAUUUAAAAACUGGUAAAAUUAAAGAUAAAAUUACAGCAUUUAUUGUUGAAAGAUCUUUUGGUGGUGUAAUAAGUGGACCACCAGAAAAAAAAAUGGGUAUUAAAUGUAGCAAUACAACAGAAAUACAUUUUGAAAAUGUUAAAAUACCAGCAGAAAAUAUUAUAAAGGGCGAAGGACAAGGUUUUUCGGUUGCAAUGAAUGUUUUAAAUAAUGGUCGAUUUGGUAUGGCUGCUGCUCUUUCUGGAACUAUGCGUUACUGUAUUAAAAAAGCAGUUGAACAUGCAACGCAACGAGUACAAUUUGGACAUACAAUAGAUUAUUAUGGAAGUAUUCAAGAAAAAUUAGGUCGUAUGGCAAUGUUACAAUAUAUAACUGAAAGCCUUGCAUAUUCAAUUGCAGCUAAUAUGGAUUAUGGAAGUCAAGAUUAUUAUUUAGAAGCUGCAAUUUCUAAAUGUUUUGCAUCAGAAGCUGCAUGGUGGGUUUGUGAUGAAACUAUGCAAAUAUUAGGUGGAAUGGCAUAUAUGAAAGAUACAGGUCUUGAACGAGUUAUGCGAGAUUUACGUAUUUUUAGAAUUUUUGAAGGAACUAAUGAUAUUCUUCGUAUUUUUGUUGUACUUUCUGGACUUCAACAUGCAGGAAUUCAUUUGCAACAAUUAAUGUCAGCAAUUAAGAUUUCUACUAUCAAUUUAGGAUUAAUAUUUGAAGAAUUAAGCAAAAGAGCAAUGCGAACAAUUGGAUUUUCAUCAACACGUAAUCUUAUUCAAUUAGUUCAUCCCAGAUUACACAGUAGUGCUACAUUAUGUGCUAAGAGCAUAGAAACUUUUGGUCAAAUAGUAGAAGGUGCUAUUAUUAAAUAUGGACCAAAAAAUAUUGUGGAGCAACAAUUUAUUCUUAACAGACUAGCUCAAGCAGCAUUUGAUAUAUAUACUAUGGCUAUUAUAUUAAGCAGAGCAUCUACAUCUGCAAACAAAAAUCUUCCAAAUAUGGAACAUGAACUUCUUAUGGCAGAAACUUGGUGCAAUGAAGCAACUAAUCGUGUGAAUAAUAAUUUAAAAUUUAAUAAAAAAUUGAAUAUAUUUAAUAACUUAAGUAAAAUUUCAAAGAAUAUGUGCGAUGUUGGUGGAUGUGUUCAAUUAAAUCCAUUAGGCUUUUAAUAAUAAAAUCAAUCAAAUAACUAAUAAAUAAACAUAGAAUUGUAAAUUAUUUACUUAAAACAAUAUAAUUAAUAUUACAAUAAUUUUAAAUAUAUGAAUUUUAAAUGCAUAAAAUAUUUUAAUAUGAAUUAAGAUGUAAUAUUAAAGUUUAAUAGUUUUGUAACAAAAUUAAAAUUUUUUAUACGAAAUAGAUAUAAAUAAACUUAUAUAAAAAAUA